Molecule: messenger RNA, 1149 nt
Organism: Rotaria socialis
Lineage: Eukaryota; Metazoa; Rotifera; Eurotatoria; Philodinida; Philodinidae
Source: the annotation of a GenBank genome assembly
AUGUUGAAAAUCUUUCCAUUUUUAGUGAUCAUUGUUUAUUAUUGUGAUGCAAGUCACCCACCACUAUCAUCAUCGUCAUGGUCAAUUUCGAUACCACUUUCUAAUGGGAGUCGACAAUUGAUCGAUGUUCCUCUCCUAAUAUCAUUUUCGAAAGAUGAUUUUUCUUCAUCUUGUAAGAACUGCUUUUAUGCUCGUAUGUUGAAUGCAGGACGCCGAAUGAUAGUUGAGCCAUGUGGUGAACCUAAUUGUGUUGCAUUGGUCAAUAGUACAGGUUUUGUAGUCAAUCAACCAACAAGAAAAUACAAUUUAAAAAAAUGUGGAAGAAUUAAUCGUAAAAGUUAUUCAAGUAUACAUGAUGGAAUAAAGUUAAAAGUGAGCACAAGUGAUGAAAAUACUUUACGUCCUGCCGAAUAUCCUUGGCUUGUUCGUAUAGAAAGUCGUUCAGAUAUUUUCUCGCGUACGGUAACACUCUGUGCUGGCACACUCAUUCAUCCACAAUGGAUUAUAACAGCUGCUCAUUGUAUGUUUGAUAGUAAGAGAAGCACGCUUUAUCCAACACAUGGCAUUACUUUAUUUAUGGGUCAUUAUAGUCGUAUAACUACUAGUCGAAAUGAACAUGUAGUAAAACCUGUUCUAUAUGUGAUUAAUCCAAAAUUUCGUAUUACUCUUAAAUCGCCAGCGCCAAUUCAUGAUUUAGCACUGAUUAAAUUAGCGAGUCCAGUGCCAUUGUCACGUUCAAUUUGUAUUGCCUGUUUACCUGAGCGAACAGAUAAAUUGCCUGAUGGAAAAUUAGCGUUUACAGCUGGCUGGGGUCAUGCAUCGCCAAACUCAACAGCUGUUAAUGAGCCACGAAAAGCAAGAAUAAAAAUUUCACCAAGAUCAUGCCGAAAAUUGAUGAUUGAUCCUAGUGUACACAUAUGUGGAAGAAAUGACCGCGGUAGUAAUAUUUGUAGUGGAGAUUCCGGUGCUGGUUUAAUGGUACAUGCUGGUGUUAUAAAAAAUAAAAAUAAAACGUUAUGGAAAUGGUAUGUUUUUGGUGUCGCUAGUUUCGGUCUUGACGAAUGUUCACAAAGUGUCAAUCACGAUAAUGCAUUUGCAUCGAUUUCAACAGAUAUUGACUGGAUACAUGAAGUUAUCGAAAAAUAUUGA